AUGUUUAUCGCACUCCUUGCUCCCGAGUUGAUUGUUGGGCAGGCCUACGAACAGAAGAAACAGGCUAAACUUGUCCACAACACUUGGUGCGCACACUUUAACAUCAAACCAGGAAGCCCCGAGGAUAAGAUGGGAAUUGAGGGGGCUUUUUUCGUCGUGAUGGGGGGUUUUGUGGUUAAUGAAGAUCCAGAAGCGGGGGAGGAUAGCGAGAAAGAUAAUUUCACAUGGCACCGCAGUCUUACCUCUAAGGGCUUCCUAAAUUACUUGUCGAAGAAUCAAAUCCCAUUGGAUGCUAUCAACAAGAGGGUGAUUGUGGAUAAAGGUAAAGCCGAUAUCGUUGCAAAGUUCCUUGUUUGUCUUCAAGCACUUUGGAUGGUCAUACAGGCCUCUGCGCGUAAAGCCAGCGGCUUGCCGAUUACAGUGCUCGAACUGCAUGUAGUCAUACAAGUGAUGUUUGUGUUGAUAACCUAUACUCAAUGGGGCUACAAACCCUUAAAUGCUAAUGAACCCAUAAUACUAAGUAUAGAAGGCGAAAUUGGGGUAACUUCGGCGCGUACUUUCCGAAAAGUUGGAAAAAAUGAAAAUUCGUUUUUGGAAAUUUUGGACUCUAUCGAGGCCAACUGGGAGCGUUCUCCCAGUAACGGCUGGGUGGUGAUAGGCGCAGCUGUCAUCACAGGCGUUGCUCAUGCGAGUGCUUGGAACUAUCCGUUCCCUACACAUAUCGAGAAAGUAAUGUGGAGGGUAUCAUCCAUCGCUCUCGCUGCACCGUCCAUGUAUUUUUCCGUGAGCGUUGUUUCGGAAACGGUGCGCAAAGUCACUAGAAAGUACUCUCGGGUGGACGAAUUAGACACCGGAAAGGGCUCUUGGGAGGACAGUACCCUCUAUUCAAUCCUUACAGUAGCCUUCUUCCUCACCUCUGUACCCCUUUACAUCUUGAGUAUCAUCUUUAUAACGGUGGAGGCGUUUAUAAGCCUGCGGAAGGUUCCUUUGAGGACCUACGAUUCUGUUCAGUGGAUGGAUUAUUGGCCUCAUGUUUAG
Molecule: messenger RNA, 1038 nt
Organism: Morchella importuna
Lineage: Eukaryota; Fungi; Ascomycota; Pezizomycetes; Pezizales; Morchellaceae
Exons: 1
Coding region: 1-1038 (345 amino acids)
Source: RefSeq, a predicted model, not a curated record